Messenger RNA from Microthlaspi erraticum, 930 nucleotides. NCBI's taxonomy places the organism in Eukaryota, Viridiplantae, Streptophyta, Magnoliopsida, Brassicales, Brassicaceae. The record is from the annotation of a GenBank genome assembly.
AUGGGGAAUCAUCAAGUUGAUAACAAGUUCACUUGGGUGAUUAAGAACUUCUCCUCUUUGCAAUCUGAGAAAAUCUACUCCGAUCAGUUCCUGAUAGAUGGCUGCAAAUGGCGUCUUAUGGCCUUUCCUAAGGGAAACAGAGUGAACUAUUUGUCUCUGUACCUUGAAGUCGCUGACUUUGAAUCGUUGCCUUGUGGAUGGACAAGACACGCAGAGUUUGAUUGUACCGUCGUAAACCAAACUAAGGAGAGAUUCUCACAAGCGAAAAGAACAGAACACUGGUUUGACAAGGAGGAACCAGACUGGGGUUUUACGUCCAUGCUUCCCCUUCACAGACUCGAUGCCAAAACAUCUGAGUUUCUCAUGAACGGAGAAGUCAAGGUUGUUGCAGAGGUAAAGGUUCUUCAAGUUAUUGGUGAAUCCAACGAGGCAACACAACCUCUAAAAAAAAUGAAGAUCAAUGAUGAUGCUGCAGCGUCUACUCCAGCAGAUUGGGUGGAGGUUAAUGGGUUUCAAAUUCUUUCUUCACAGGUGGAUUUGGCGAGGCGUGUCUUUGAAACACACCCAGAGACUGCAAUAGAAUGCCGUACCAAGAACCAAGAUCUGAGAACAUCAUACAUGAAUGUCCUCCUCAGCCUAAUCAAGAUGCUCUUCAAGUUGCCUCAGGAACACUCCGAGGAUGAUGAUCUGUCUGAUUCAGUAGCUGCUCUGGCAUACUUGAAAAGCGUAGGGUUUAAGUUGGAUUGGUUGGAGAAGAAGCUUGAUCAAACCAAAGAAAACAAGAAGAAACGUGCCCGUGUGUGUGAAAUGGAACAAGAGCUACAUGGCUUGGAGCAGAAGUGCAAAGACCUAAAAACUCUGCUGGAUAAAGAGAAGGCUGAGAUUUUGGAAGCCACAGCUCCUGAUCUCUCUUUCAGUAAUGUUGUUUGA